This is a messenger RNA of Trypanosoma conorhini, 598 nucleotides long. Its product is annotated as group II trans-sialidase superfamily. The record is from RefSeq and is a predicted model, not a curated record. Lineage: Eukaryota; Euglenozoa; Kinetoplastea; Trypanosomatida; Trypanosomatidae. The annotation marks the transcript as partial. The transcript has a single exon.
AUGGAGCUGUGCACGCUGAGGGGAAUAAGCCAAAGGAAGUGCAACUGCCACCGAAUGUUGAACUUUUCGUGCCAAAAAAGACAGUCGGAACUGAACGGUAAAGAUGAAACAAGAAAGUUUUUUGCCUCAUCUUCGCUUGUCAUUGCCGGUGGCGUCUUGGUUGCUUUUGCCGAAGGUCACAUCGACUACACAGACCCCCAUAGUCAUUUGGUGGGGUACACGUAUUCUAAUAUUGUGGCGGGGUACAUCGACGCUGCAGAGAGCUGGGCGCCUCUUGUCGCUGCGAUCGACGCAAACCAGUGGAAGGCAUACAGCGUCUUUGCCAGAACCACCAGCCAAGUGGAUCGUGUGGGCCGUGCGUUUUUCCCCACCACAGUUGCAAAGGACAACAAGGUAUUGCUUCUUGUGGGAAGCCACUAUUUGAUCGACGACAGUACUGAGUCAGUGUGGACGAAAGGUGACUGGAGUCUUGCUUUGCUGGUGGGUGAGGCUACGCGAGGCAAACAGAUCCAGUGGGGCCAGCCCCAACAGCUGCUACCACAGAUCGCCCAAUCCGCUCAAGCGAACCAGCUGGAUGAGUUUUUUGGUGCUGGUGGCU